This is a messenger RNA of Acanthaster planci (crown-of-thorns starfish), 5852 nucleotides long. It is a transcript of the gene ggt7, whose product is annotated as gamma-glutamyltransferase 7. Gene Ontology annotation, biological process: glutathione catabolic process. Gene Ontology annotation, molecular function: glutathione gamma-glutamate hydrolase. NCBI's taxonomy places the organism in Eukaryota, Metazoa, Echinodermata, Asteroidea, Valvatida, Acanthasteridae. The record is from RefSeq and is a predicted model, not a curated record. Gene Ontology annotation, cellular component: plasma membrane.
CACUGCAAAAUUUGUCAAGGACAUGUUAUCACUUUCUGAUGGACUAGGAAACCACUGUAAGGGAAAUUUAUAGUGAUGUCCGUGUACAUUUCCACAUAUCUUUCCUCAUGCUGCUGGCUGGGAUGAUAAAAGACACACAGUUUAACAGCCGCAAUUUAGUCACUAGCUAGGUAUAUGUGUGACUAUGGCUAAUUCAGUGAAAGUUAUUGCAAAUGUGCAUGUCCAAUAAUAUUGGGACAUUCUUUCAUUCAUGUACAUCAUACAUGUACAUGUACCCUUGGAACUUUAGAGAUCUUCGAAAGGUAUACAUUCAAAGAUAUUGUCGGUGUCAUGCUUGUUUUGCAGGGUUUGUAGCUCUGUGGGCAGAUUGAUUAUGCUGUGCCGUCACUCAGUCCUCUACAUCUCAGUCAUAUCAGUUACAUUUCCUUUUUACAGCCAUAUGACAGCAGCAAAUGAGACAGAAAAGGUGAUCAACUGAUGCCUGGCAGCAUGGUCAACAGAGUUCACACAGGUGAACUGACAUAGCAUUGUAUGUCCUGACCUGCUUAACUACCCCAAUUGCGUCCAUAUGGACCUACACAUGUGGGUGUAGGCCGAACUCUUGGCAGCUUCAUGAAGCUGGGCCUGCCCCAACUCAGUCCCCUGCCUUGACUGUUUUUCAAUAUGUUCUUGACGUCAUGAUCUCACUUACAUGUAUCCAGUCUCACUUGUUCUGGCGGAUUCGGUGGAUAAUUGAGCAUGUUACAGCUCGUCACAUACUCAUUUAUCUGCUGUGCUUACUUUACCUCAUGCAGGGCUAUUUUUAGUAAUUAACUGAAUCAUCAUCAGAUGCGUUACUUGUCAUGGUAUCGUACAGGCCUUUCAUCAUCUGAGUUCUGGCCAUUGGAGAGGUACCGGUGCAUGUAUAAAAUGAUACAGUCACUCUUUCAUCAGAAGGGAGUCUCUCUGUUUUGCCUGCUAAUGCCAAGUCGACUCAUAAGACUGCACACUCAACUCACACAAUUAUGCCCCGUGUGCUGCAAAAAAAAUGUCGUUUCUACAGGUACCCUGUAAUGCACACAGUGCACACAAACCUUGCAAAAAUCUGCAUCAAAAUGCAAUUUUACAUACAUGUAAGUAAAGUUUUCCUUUUGGACAAAUGGACACACCGGAUACAUGAGAUCGUUACAACCACUUGUGCACAACAACAUUGUACAUGUACUACCGUACUCAGCAUAUCUGCCAACAGACACACAGAAUCCAGAUCCUAAACAAAAUCCAGUUCAUUUGCUCAACUUCCCCCGAAAAUCCCUGGGAAAUUUUGUUCUGCCUAUCCCAUUGCUUGAUCUGUGUUGAUUGGUUCAGGCAAGUGUAGCGCUCCAAGUGAAUCGCACGUACGCGCAUACAAGAGCACUCCUCAGCAAUAGUAUGUUUGCAUGAUAUGCGCUCACAUAGCACAUACGUGUAUGUGUAGCAUGCGUAGCCGUGUUUACCUUAUCAACCCUUGAUCUUUAGUGUUCAUAGGAACGGAUCAUUCUGGACAUUGUCUUUUAACCCUAACCCUCCUCAAUCCUCCACCUGUUGGAGGACUGAGGAGUGUUAGGGUUAAGGUAUCCUGAGUUGGGCUUUACAUGUUGUGUGGAUACGAGGAGAAACAAUGUUAUAAUCAAAAUUCGGACCAGCCUCUACUAGGCAUUGGAUACAGUUGGGGCUGUGGACACGGUGUAACAUGGUAUACAUGGUAUGUAGCUCGAUGAAGCAAUCAUGCAGAUUACCAGUGAACCAAUAUUAAUUGAGUCCAACUCCAACCAUGGUACACCAUCUAACUUUGCGUUCCCAUUUGCAGCUUGUUGUGCUUCAGCUCUCUCUGUGGGCUUAAUCUUUUUGGUAAACACCAUGGUAACACAAAGCUUUUAACCAGAUUAAAAAAAUGCCAAAUUACACUUUUUUUAAAUGAGCUAACAUACAAUUACUUGUACCAACUAUAUGCUGAAUUAUUAAAGUUGACUUUUUGCCAUUGGAGUAGCCAACAUUGGAGUGGAAUGCAUGGAUUCUGCCCAAGAUUUUCACACACAGAUGUACAUGUAUAACAUGUAGGCUGCAAGACCGCUUUCAAAACUACAUGAACAUUUCAUGAUCUGCAUGGCACCUGACUAAAAUCAAAACUAUCGGCAAAUUCACUCCUCGGUACAGGGAAUCAGUUGGAGAAUUCCCACCAUAAAAUUCUGUGACUUCAGCCAUUUUUCCAUAGGAAAAAUCCCCAGUUUACUUUAUCUGGCACAUGUACAUGUACAUGUCGAUUCAAAACGAUGCGGCUGCAACAUUUGAACCAAAGAAAUGGCAGUACCGAAGAGCAAAAAUGGAACAUACAUGUAUUUUGAGAGCACAUUUAUACAAAUUCCAGUAAUGUACCGGUAAGUGUGUUAUGCACGAGGUACGCACUGCCAUCCACUGUUUUGCCCUUUGCUUGCCCAUACUUGUCAUGGGCAAGCAAGGGGCAAAUCAUGGGUAAAUGUGCAAGACUGGUGGCUGAGGCAUUCAUAGGUCUGCGGGUUCAUCAGAUCACCCCUCCCCAGGACUUUGUAGGUUGCAGACCUCACCAUGUACCUUUUUCUUGUACUGCUGUCUAAAGUAUUCUGAGAUUGCUAAAAUGCGAAUCUGAACUCUCCAAUGAAAAGAUGUCUUUAUUAAUUUUUCAUGUACUUUUUUUGAGUCAUCAGUUCAAUUUCAGUAUUAAUGCAGCAUUUUUUUUUCCGGGUUUGCUGACUUUUUUAACAUUGAUGAUUUGAGAAGGUACUGUAGGCUACAAAUUGUGGAAUAAUUUGGCCAGCAAUCUGUUUCAGGAGUGUUGCAGAUUAAUUCAUUUAUUGCAAUUACCAGUACAUGUACAUGUACUUGUUACGGUGUUGCUUGCCAAGCAGUGAAUUUAUCCAACUGAUAAUGCAAAUCCCCUCCAAAACUUUUGAACCUAUGGCCAAAUAAUUUUUAAGAAUUCCUUCCUCAGUCUCCAUCCCCCAAAGAACCUUCUUUUGUGAUGAGGUUUUUAAUAUGUAAAUUAACUGUUUGACAUUGUGAAGAUGCUGGUACAUGUGUAUAGAACGGAGCACAUAAAUUAACAUAAUGCCAGAUAACAGACAGCGUUUGUGGCUGACUGCUGUACAGAAAACGAGUUAGCAUACUGCUGUACGUGUAACUGUACAUUAUGCUUGUGGUAGCAGUGUGGAAAAUCGCUGAACCGUUUACAUUUAGCUGCCUGUGUUUAUACAGCAAUACAUGUAUAUUUUUGUACUCUGUAUUUCUGUCAGCAUAUUUCUAUACAGUGGUUUUGCCUCUGUGACUGUUUUAUUGAUUUGAGCCAACUGCUUAUGAGUGUGGACAUUGUCCAUUUGCGUGCAUAGCAGUGGUGACAGAGCCUCGUUGAUACACUCAUCUAAAGGCCUCACCCAUCAGGCCAACCUGUAUUUUAACUGUACUGCAAAAAGGUGUGGCGGUCAGUUUCAAGGUGUACACUCUACACAUGCUAGUGUGAAGUUUGGUACACACGGUUUUGAUAAUGGCUGCUUCAACAUACUCAUCACUGGUUGAGGAAGAUAUAGGUGUGCCCAAAGAAGACCCCACCAUCAGCACCAAAGACAAGGCCACCUUGAUUGAUGGCACCGAGAAGCCCAGACGGACAGAGAAUGCCCCCCUACGCACCCAGCAGUCCAUCCGGCAUGAGACCAUCUGUGGCUUUGACGGGCUGCGGGUCAUCAUCGUGUCAGCCAUUGUGGUGUCCCUGGCCAUCACUGCUGCCAUGGUGAUAACCAUUCUCGUUGGAGAGCCUCAGGUUCCGCCGCAUGGUGCUAUUGCCACAGACAACAAAGUCUGCUCUGACGUGGGCAUGGACAUCCUGCAGAGGGGCGGGUCUGCUGUGGACGCUGCUAUCGCCGCUGUGCUGUGCAUCGGUGUGGUCAAUGGGCAGAGCUCAGGCCUAGGCGGAGGUGGUUUCAUGCUGAUCCUAGAUGCGAAGGCAGCAGCCUACACUGGUAUCGACUUCCGUGAGACUGCCCCAGCCAAUGCCAAACUGGACAUGUUUGUCGAUAAUCCAGAUGCCUCUCUCCAUAGUGGCUUAGCCGUUGGGAUUCCAGGGGAGCUGCAUGGUUUGAGGCAAGCCUGGGAAAAAUAUGGCAAGUUGACAUGGAAGGAACUUUUUCAGCCAGCGAUUCGCUUUGCUCGCCGUGGUUUUGAGGUCACUGCAAGCCUCGAGAGAGAACUUGGAACAAUUCCUCUGGCUUCAAUGUCGGGAAACCUCAGAGCCCUAUAUGCUCCGACUGGAAUGAGAGUCAAGGAGGGGGACAUGGUUUACCGGGAGAGUUACGCUGAUCUGCUGGAGAGAAUAGCUGAUGAUGGCAUCCAAGAAUUUUACAGCGGUGAUGUGGCUCAGGAAAUUGUUAACACGGUGAAUAAAAAUGGUGGCAACAUGACCCUGGCUGACCUGAAAGGUUACAAGACCGUUGCCAUGGCGCCUAUCCGUUCCAGCUACAGAGAUUACAACCUAGUGACCUUGCCACAGCCCAGCGGAGGUCCCAUGUUCUUGACUAUGAUGAACAUCAUGCAGCUUUUCAAUGUUACACCUGCUGACAGAGACACCAGCCUUUACUACCAUCAUUUCAUUGAGGCCAUGAAAUUUGUCAAAGCUGAAGAAAUAGGCCUUGGGGAGUCUGCAGUAGCCAACUACAGUCAGACAAUGAUAAGCCAACACAAUGCCAACCUUCUCUUUGCUAACAUCACUGAUGACAUGACACAUCCACCAGACUAUUACUUCUCCUAUGCCCAAGGUGUACUGACGACCAAGGGUACCAGUCAAAUCUCGGUUAUUGAUACCAAUAACAACAUGGUCUCUGUGACAACGUCAGUCAACACCGCAUUUGGUUCUCUUCUAAUGACACCCAGCGGGGUGAUCCUGAACAACGUAAUGAACGAUUUUGAUUGGCCGGGAAAGAAUCCAAAAUCCAAUAGCAGCGAGUCUAAUUACAUUGCCCCUGGCCGGCGACCACAGUCCCACAUGGCACCCAUCGUGGGCCGCAACUCCACCACUGCCUGUGCGCGCAGGUUUGCUACAGGGGGUGAGGGCGGUGUCCAUAUCACAGCAGCCCUGGCCUAUGUCGUCAUGGAGCUCCUGGGCUUCCAGUCCUCACUGGCCAAUGCCACAGUGCCACUGAAGCGGGCCUAUCCAUCCUUAAUUCCCGACAAGGUGGUUCUGGAAAAGGAGGUUCCAGACGAAGUUAUAACGGAUUUAAAGGCCAAGGGCCACAACGUGGAGAUAUGGAAGGAAAAAGGCUUCGCCAUGGUACAAAGUGUAAUGAAGGAGAAGGAUAUCAUGUACGCUGUGUCUGACCCUCGAAGGGAAGGUGGGGGUGCCAGCCAGUACUGAUGAAGGUAGCCUAGGCAUUUUUUAAUUUUUUGGAUAAAUUAUUCUUGUAAUGUAUUAGAGAAAAUGUCUGGAGUUUUUGUCAAUUUAAAAUGUUUAGUGUAUUUUUAUAUUCUAUUUUUAGCAUUUUUUUGGGGGGGUGGGGAUUAUUGGAGGAGAAAUAACAUGGAAAGCAUUAGUCUGGGUAAAAAAACCUUGUUUUUCAUCUUGGCUGCUUUCUCUCUGUCUGUCCCUUUUUUAGGAUUUUCCUUUUUUGGGGGUCAACUUUUCAAUGUAUUUGACACUAUUUGUUUCUAACAACAUGUAGCCAUUAAUUCAAGUUGUAAACCUAUAAAAUCUGUGAAAGCUUAUUUAUUCAGACACAAAGUUAUUAGCAAGAGUAUGGAAAAUUCACUUGCCUUCUUGAACGAAUAUGCUUUGGUGCAAAAAAAUAAAAAUUAAAAAGCUCGCUCUUUCAUUUCAA